Gossypium raimondii (Peruvian cotton) is the source of this 808-nucleotide messenger RNA. RefSeq lists its product as uncharacterized. The coding region runs from base 292 to 597 and encodes 101 amino acids. The transcript has 3 exons. The record is from RefSeq and is a predicted model, not a curated record. NCBI's taxonomy places the organism in Eukaryota, Viridiplantae, Streptophyta, Magnoliopsida, Malvales, Malvaceae.
GGGGAGUGAUUGAUUUUAUUAGGUGCUGAUUGAUUAGUGUUUCUAUCAAAGACCCCCCCCCCCCCUUCCGAUCGGUGCUGUCGUUUGCUGAAUUUAUAUAUUUUUUGCUUCAACUCAUUCAAUCACCACAAUUUCUCUUAUUUCUUUCUUUUUAUAAAUACCCUUUUAUUUUUACUUGCUUUUUCUAUUUCUCCUUUGACUGGUUCAGAUUAGCCGUUGAUAGUUUAGUGAUUAAUAUAUAGAACUCUUUAAAGCUUUGGAAAGAUCCUUUUUUUUCACUUGGUAUCAAGCAUGGAAGAUCGCAAGGAGAAAAAUGCACCAUGGCUAUCAGUACCACAAUUUGGUGAUUGGGAUCAAAAGGGACAGGUGCCAGAUUACUCUCUUGACUUCUCAAAGAUCAGGGAAAUGAGGAAGCAAAACAAGAGGGAAGUUUCAAGAGCCAGUCUUGGUAAUGAAGAAGAGUUCAUUAACCCAACUGCAAACACUGUUAGCACUACUCCUAGUGAUGAUCAUCACCACAAUUACCCUCAGAACCAUCACUCUCCAUCUACAAGGCGGAGUUUCUUUAGCUACUUCAAUUGCUGCGUCAAGGCUUAAGGGUUAGGGUUUAAGGGCUCGCAUGAAAGAUGAUUUUAAAAGCCACCCGAGUUACAUCGAUGUAUUUAUAGAGCACCCUUCCUCUCUCUCUUUCCAUUGUGUUCUUUGUUUUUUUUGGUUUCUCAUCUUUAUUUCUUCAUCAUCUCUUUGGUUUUUAAGAUUAGGAAAGAUAAUAUAUGCUUUAAUUUAAAUGUGGUGAUCAUUUUAUGCA